AUGUUGCGUCCAAAAGCUUUAACUCAAGUUCUUAGUCAGGCCAACACUGGAGGAGUUGAUAAUACAUUGUUGUUAAAUCAUGAUGGUGCCCUUUUAGCAUACAGUGGAUAUGCAGACAGGGAUGCCAGAGUCACAGCAGCAAUUGCUAGUAAUAUAUGGUCUGCAUAUGAAAAAAGUGGAGGAACUGCUUUCUCAGAAGAUACAUUACAAAUUGUUUUAAUGGAAUGUAUGGAAGGAAAAGUAGCUAUAACAACAGUAGCUAACUUAUUGCUGUGUUUAUAUUGUUCUAAACAAAAUGUAGGUUUUGGAAUGCUAAAAGAAAAAGCUAGAGCAUUAGCUGAAUAUUUAGAAGGUCCAUUAAGCCAAGUUGCAAAUUCUUAA
Pediculus humanus corporis (human body louse) is the source of this 381-nucleotide messenger RNA. RefSeq names its product mitogen-activated protein-binding protein-interacting protein, putative. Gene Ontology annotation, molecular function: molecular adaptor activity; guanyl-nucleotide exchange factor activity. The record is from RefSeq and is a predicted model, not a curated record. The transcript is spliced from 3 exons. The coding region runs from base 1 to 381 and encodes 126 amino acids. Gene Ontology annotation, biological process: cellular response to amino acid stimulus; positive regulation of TOR signaling. Lineage: Eukaryota; Metazoa; Arthropoda; Insecta; Psocodea; Pediculidae. Gene Ontology annotation, cellular component: Ragulator complex.